This is a messenger RNA of Protopolystoma xenopodis, 234 nucleotides long. NCBI's taxonomy places the organism in Eukaryota, Metazoa, Platyhelminthes, Monogenea, Polystomatidea, Polystomatidae. The record is from the annotation of a GenBank genome assembly.
UGCCUCAUUCUUUGGAGCCGUAAGUCCGGCUUGAGUCAUAACUGCUGGUGUGAGAAUUCACCGCUUACCUUUUGUCCAAUUGAAUCUCCUGUUCAUCAGGUUUAUUUGGAAGAGGAUGCCUACAGCCUCCCUGAUUUCCUAUUCCCUGGCGUUAUCCCUAUAUUAGAGCAGUCUUUCCGUUGCAUUCCAAUCAAUCGUGUGGCCAGUAAUGGCGAAGUGUUUAGUUAUCGCUGA